Helianthus annuus (common sunflower) is the source of this 1220-nucleotide messenger RNA. Its product is annotated as pathogenesis-related thaumatin-like protein 3.5. The transcript has 4 exons. The record is from RefSeq and is a predicted model, not a curated record. The coding region runs from base 63 to 1010 and encodes 315 amino acids. Gene Ontology annotation, cellular component: extracellular region. Gene Ontology annotation, biological process: defense response. NCBI's taxonomy places the organism in Eukaryota, Viridiplantae, Streptophyta, Magnoliopsida, Asterales, Asteraceae.
GAAUUAACCAAGCCACAUUUUUUAACAGAAAACAAGCAAACAAUAUUCAACAGUACUUUAACAUGCUUUCAAUAUCAUUAUCAACCUAUAGAUUCACCAUUUUAAUCUACUUGGUGUCGUUAUUCACGUGUUCUUCGGCUUCCAUGUUCACUAUAACGAACAACUGUCCGUUUACAAUAUGGCCCGCUACACUUUCGGGUGCAGGAUCAACCCCGCUUCCAACGUCAGGCUUUCAACUGAAUACGGGCCAAAGCGCACAAAUCCCUACAACCCCAAAGUGGUCUGGGAGAGUAUGGGCUAGAACCGGCUGCACGUUUGAUCCAUCUGGUGUAGGUAAAUGUGAAACCGCAGAUUGUGGUGGCAAGAUGGAAUGCAGUGGCAUGGGUGCGACGCCGCCUGCGUCCCUCUUUGAGAUAACGUUCGGUGGCUACAAUAAUUUGGAUUAUUAUGAUGUUAGUUUCGUAGAUGGUUACAAUCUACCACUCAUUGUUGUGCCACGGUCCACAUCGGGUGGAUGUAACGCGACAGGAUGUGCUUCAGACAUUAACAUGGGGUGCCCCAAAGAGCUACAGGUGGUGGGCGGCGAUGGUGGUGGUGGCGCAGGUGGAAUUAUUGCUUGCAACAGUGCUUGUGGUGCAUUUGGAAUUGAUCAAUAUUGUUGUAGCGGGCAGUAUGCGAAUCCGAACACAUGCAAGCCGUCUUACUAUUCUAGUAUCUUUAAACGAGCUUGUCCUCGAGCCUAUAGCUACGCGUUUGAUGAUGGCACGAGCACAUUCACUUGUAACGCGUAUGAAUACGUUAUUAUCUUUUGCCCCAAUAACAAUAACAACAACAAUAACAGCAUGGAGCAGCAAACACCCCAAACCGACCCGUUAAUAGCUCCUCAUAUUAAAAAUGGCCGAACGGGAGGGUCUAAGCAGACAAACACAUCGAACGCCAUUUUACAAGUUUAUGUAUCGACAUGUCUCGUUGUAGUUUCAUUUCUAUCAUUGUACUUGGUACAUAUGUAACAUUAGAUGGUCGGGGUUUUCACGCUUUCACUCCCAACAUGUGAUCAAGAUGUCAAAAUCAAGAGAACACAUUGAGAUAUCGAGUAGUUACACCAUGCAUGCAAGACGUUAUGUUAGAUAGAUGUGGAUUAGUUAUGUUCACUUGUUUAAAUUGCUUCGCACACUUUAUGUAAAGUUUAUUUUAUCACUAAUAAUAAAGCACGUUGGCUG